AUCUCAUACGCCGACCCCAAAUUCGAUUCCAUGCCGUCCUCGCACACAAUUCUGCCGUCUUUACGGUGGGACGAUCCGUGCAAACAUAGCUUGGCACGCCAUAGAAGAGCCCAGGCGCACAUGACAUUCCGUCACUGACAUGAGCACGGGGGCAGCUCCUAGCGGGGGAGAUCGUCUGCCCCAAGGCAGUCAGCGACUGGAGAGACGACGGCCUGCACUCAUACCGCAAUCCAAUCAAACAGAAGCGGCUGUGGAUGCUCUGGCGAGUCAAGAGAUGGCGCGACCAGCUUCCAGCUCGAGCACAUCGCAAGUCAGUCGGCCGAAUACCGGCGGCAGCACUCGACCAGACUCUGCUAUCUCGGCCUCUAGUACGGCUACUUCGUUAGCCGCUGCAAUCAGCGCAGGCUCUGCCAUAGUCGAUUGGCAACGUUCGCAUGCACUGGUUGAGGCAAUGUGGACAAUGCUGGCGAGUCAACGCGAGCUCGCUGCUCGUCUACUCGGCACAAGCCCAGGGGUUCAAGAUCAGCUUGAAGCUUGCCUCACCUUUGCAGCGCUGCUGAGAGAUGAGGGCAUCAGCUGCGUCACCUAUGACGGCGUAAGACUCCUCGGCGAGGGACCCCAGCAAGUCUCACUGAGCGACUUCGCAAAAGACCUGCGAGCACGCCUCUACAUAUCUGUGCCUGCUGCCAGAGAGCUUGUCGACAGCCAUGGAUCGGCAGCGUUGAAGGACGACAAACUAGAAUCGAGCGAGGACCCGCUGUUGGGUGUGGUAGUGCGGCUAUUAGUCAAUGCUGCAGGACAUCUUGCGACUGAUACGUCGGGCACGGAGGAAUCUGGUCGACAAUCCGCGGAGCCGUCGGGCCUUGUGACUGGUCUGACGAGCCCAGCUCUGCCUACUUCGCCGCCUCUGCCAGUUUCUGAGGCGAUGAGUCAGUCCUCUUCAACGAGCACUAUCGAGACGAGUGCGCCGACGGCAGCAUACGAUUAUCGCGGCGUUUCUCUUGACUGUCCUUUCGACAACUUGAAGUAUCAUGUACCGAGCGCAUUGCGAUCUUGCCCUGUGCAAGGAUGCAAAUUUGCAUUCCCGCACCGCUUCGUGCAAAGCUCGGACGUCCGCAGACACAUGGAAAGUCAGGCGCAUGGCCUGCCGGUUCACCGACCAGGCCACGAUCAGCGAAGUACGUCUCGUCUCGAUGCGAGCGUCUCCGCAUCGACAAAAGCUCGUGAUCCGGCCUCACCCUCAAUAGAGCGUAUAUCUCGGAGCAGCAGCGUCGUGCGUAGCGAAGCUGCAUUGCUGCUGAGCGCUCCUGCGCUGCCGCAUCCCGCGGCUGUCAGUCGCAAAGGCAAGCGGCGCGCAGCUGAAGAUUUGCCGGUCGAGUCAGAACGUUUAUCUGCAUCGGGUACGCAUACGAAAAAGGCCGUCGGUCGAGGAAGCUAUCCAGCAGAACAAGAUCGCCCUGUCAGCAGGGGCUCAAGCAUAGCAUCGCCUUCAUCCACUUAUGUGCCGCAACUUUACAAGAACAUACCUACCUCAAGCAUACUGGCGCCUUCGCCCUCGAUGAUGCCACCGACCGGCCGGUCCGAGCAGGUUCCUGCAUCUCUGUCGGCGCGCUCACCUCCCAGCAGGCUCAAGACGCCGACGGCCGGAUUUCGUCUGCCGCCCAUGGCGACUGGGCAAGGUGGCGCAGCUUCGCUACUAUACGAUCAAGGUCCGUCGAACACAGCUGGUCGGGCUCUGUACGGUCAACCGUACACGUAUGAUUCAAGUCGACCUGGUACAAGCGAAGGCCUUUCUGCCCCUUAUGCCACACGGGUCACAACACGACCCCUGGACUUUGGGGCACCGCCGAUGCUACCAGCCAGUACUCCGAUGGUAGCUAGAACAUCGCCCGACGACGAGCUAUCGAGCAUCUUCGGACCGUCCGUCAUAUCACCUGCCAUGGCAAUUGUCACGGAGAACGAAGCAGCGCGGCAGAGAGCCAUGACCGAUUUCGCGCUCAGACGGGAGCAGAUCCGACAAGAUGCGCUCGCUCUCAUCGAACAGAGGCGAUUGGAGAUGCAAGUUCAGGGGAACGAGCACGCCUGGCGAUUCCGUCAGCUUGAAUGGGAAAUCGAGCAAGGUCGACAGAGGCACGAGGAGGCAAUAACGCAGAUGCGACUCGAGCACAGGCAGAUUGAUCUCGAGAUCAUCAGGCUUUCUGCACAGACUCCUCCGCCAUCGCGCCCUGCCUCUGAUUAGGGCCUCUUCCCCCCGAAACAGCAAAUUGAUACCCUUUUUGCAGAUCAGUACCGCACCCAGUGCUUCAGUUCAGUACUCGGUACUUGAAAACCUUCAAUGGGCUUUGAGGGCCCCAGACAACCGCAGUCGCAAACACCAUUCAUCAAUCUGUUGCAGCAUCAUUUGAGUGACUUGUACAACCGUUAAUGCAGUCACGUCGCAGUGUUCUACUGUUGAUCAGCGGGUUCU
Molecule: messenger RNA, 2467 nt
Organism: Mixia osmundae IAM 14324
Lineage: Eukaryota; Fungi; Basidiomycota; Mixiomycetes; Mixiales; Mixiaceae
Exons: 3
Coding region: 140-2239 (699 amino acids)
Source: RefSeq, a predicted model, not a curated record